This is a messenger RNA of Batrachochytrium dendrobatidis JAM81, 1469 nucleotides long. RefSeq lists its product as uncharacterized. NCBI's taxonomy places the organism in Eukaryota, Fungi, Chytridiomycota, Chytridiomycetes, Rhizophydiales. The transcript is spliced from 5 exons. The coding region runs from base 15 to 1430 and encodes 471 amino acids. The record is from RefSeq and is a predicted model, not a curated record.
CUACGAUUGCUAUAAUGGACGACUCUACUCAACACCAUAUUGAAACUGAUUCGGUUGAUAUCCAUCAAAAACUAGAAUUUGAAGAAACAACCUCUUUAUCUAAUGCUUCAUCAGAACCUGUACAUAUUCCACUAGUAGAAACAGCAGAAUCAACCAAAGAUGCUGAAUCCAAAGCAUCUGAUACAAUACAUAGUGAUGAGCUCGAAACUCAACCACAAGAAACUAUACAGUCCAGUUCAGUGCAGGAAUCUCACUCACAAGCAUUAGAGGAUGAUGAAUUUGGAGACUUUGAAGAGUCGUCCGUUGCCAUCACUCAUGCAUCCGAGCCACUUUUCAAAGACACCAAACUUGAACAUGAUACGAGUGUUGUUCAGGACGAGACUGAUGAUGACGGGUUUGGAGACUUUGAUGAUUUUUCCAAUGCUCCAUCAUCUCAGCCUAUAUCUAUACCAACUACUACAUCAGUCAAGGCUCCAUUCACGCAUAUAUCCCCACUGGACCAAUUUGCUGCUGCAUCUCAAGACUUGGCUGCUGAAACUCGUAUUUCUGAUAUCCUGAAAUCGAAUGGCUUUUCAAGUAGUUCCAUUGAUGCCGAAUUAAAUUAUACUCUCAAAUUGAUCCAACAUGCAUGGGGGAGUGAUGAUUUAACUUCAUAUACGGCAUCAUUAUCUACUACCAUAUCUAGUCUAAUGGUUGCAGAUAUUGACAACAAAAGUUUAAAACCUAAUGUGUGCUACCAAGAUCAAGACUGGGUGAAACUAUGGGGCUUGUUAACAUCAGAUCCAACUAAUCCAUCCACUACUAUGGAACCAUUUCGAUGGAGAAAGUCGCAUAUUCGUAAACAGUUUUUGGAGUUUUUUACCCAAGGGCCUCAACACUGUGCAACUAAUCUAUCUACCACUGAAUCCGAGUCUGCUCACACUAUAAACAAUUUACUGGGUAGCACUAAUGGGCUACAGAGUGGUGAUGCAAAUCAACCUUCUACAAGUGUCGAUGAAGGCGGUACAACUGGGACAAUGGGUUCUACAUCAGCUAUUUCCACCACCGCGAAUUCAGCUAAUUUAGGUACUAAUAUGACUAGUGGAUUUGCUCAUCCACCUCCUGGUGUAUAUCACCAAUUGGAUCCUCGUGAGGCUGAUCUUUUAGAAGCCAAACGAUUAUGUGACAUUACAGAAGAGGAAAUGCGACAUCACAGUACAGGUGAGAUACGCGAUCUUAUCAAGUCACUUAUGGAUCAUCAUCUCAAGAUGCAAGAACAGGCCAACCAUUGGCUGGAUUCUAAAGAGCAACUGGUGAUGGAUGCUGAAAUGCACAACAAGAUGAUUGCUUCGUUGGUUCAAUAUGCUCAACAGCAACAAGUCACACCAAAAGGCGGAGCAGCAGCAACAGCUACCAAGAAAAAGAGCAGAUUUGGUCUAUCGCUUAAAUAAAUUUGGAUAGACUGUUUUUGCCAUGUCUAUGCUCAAACC